This is a messenger RNA of Sporothrix brasiliensis 5110, 1488 nucleotides long. RefSeq lists its product as uncharacterized. The transcript has a single exon. The record is from RefSeq and is a predicted model, not a curated record. Gene Ontology annotation, molecular function: ribonuclease III activity; double-stranded RNA binding. Bases 1 to 1488 code for a protein of 495 amino acids. Gene Ontology annotation, cellular component: nucleus. Lineage: Eukaryota; Fungi; Ascomycota; Sordariomycetes; Ophiostomatales; Ophiostomataceae. Gene Ontology annotation, biological process: rRNA processing; regulation of gene expression; primary miRNA processing.
AUGAAGCGAGUGCGGGUGCAGAGACUCGCAGGGCAAUUGCUGCCGCCAGUGGCUGCCCGGCCUCUGCCCUCGUGCGCAUUCCACUCUUCCGCCUCGGCCGUGCCACCACGCGCUGCCGGUCCCACGAGCACAUCCACCCCCUCGCCGCUAUCCACGUCUACCUCCCGCCUCUCCCCCCGCAACCUAUCUGCCGCCUCGAGCCGCCCAGCAGCAAGGCAACACUCCACAUCCUCCUCUGCCGCCGCCUCCUCCUCAUCAGUAGAAAACGCCAGCGGCUUCACAUCACCCUAUGGCGCCUUUGGCGGCGGCUCGGCCGCUACCUUUAUGACCACAGAUGCCGCCAGCGAGACGAUCACACCCGGGCUCGGCCCCAGCGCCAACCCCCGCUUCCCCGAACUGUCCCCGGACGCUGCCACGGCGCCCGCCUAUCCCUCGCCGCUCCCGGCGCGCGCGCGCCAGUCCGCCAAGCUGGCCGCCCUGCACGCGCGUCUGGGCUUGUCGCAGCGCCUGCCGCUCGAGACGCUCGCCCGCGCCCUCGUCGACGCCUCGGCCGACCCCAGCCCGCGCUUCAACAACUCCAACCUCGCCUAUCUGGGCACCACGUUGAUGCAUUACCACGUCAGCGAGUGGCUGCUGGUCAAGUACCCGCGCCUGCCCAUGGUCAUCCUGUACGGCGCCCUCAAGGCCUUUGCCGGCCCGCAGGCGCUGGCCGACAUUGCGCGGCAGUGGGGCAUCGAGCAGGCGGCGGCGCCGGGCGCCGAGGUCGACCCGGGCCUGCUGCAGUACUCGCUGCUGGCGGACCGCCACGUCGUGGGCCGGUGGGGCUACGAGCGCAAGGAGGCCCAGAACGUCAAGAAGUACAAGUGGCGCCACGGCAUCAGCAGCCGCGUCGUGCUGGACGACGACUUUGGCGACAUGGUCCAGCGGGGCCCGGCCGCUGCGGGCGACGUCGUCCCCGCCGACGUCCCCGCCGACUACGACGCGUCGGCGGCCACCCUCGGCGGCAGCAUGGACGCCGCCACAAAGACGCGCUUGGCCGACGACGCGCAUGCCAACGCCGUGCGCGCCGUCGUCGGCGCCGUCUACGCCCACGGCGGCCGCGAGACGGUGCGCUCGUUUGUGCGCGCCCACGUGCUGUCGCGCCAGCUCCACCUCGAGCGCCUGUUCCGCUUCAAGCUGCCCACGCGCGAGCUGACGUACCUGUGCGCGCGCGAGAACUUUGAGCCGCCGGUCGCGCGGCUCGAGUCCGAGACCGGCCGCCUGUCGCGCACGCCCGUCUUUGUCGUCGGCAUCUACAGCGGCGCCGACAAGCUGGGCGAGGGCGCCGGCGCCAGCCUCGACCAGGCGCGCCAAAAGGCCGCGAUGAACGCCCUCAAGGCCUGGUACCUCUACAGCCCCGGCGAGAACGUGCGCGUGCCCAGCGACACGCUGCUGGAGGGCGCGCUGCCGUGGGAGCCGGCCUACAUUGACAUUGGCGAGAUUUUGUAG